CCAAAACUGCGAACCAUGAUGCAGUAUCAUUCUUGAAUCUCAAGUUGUAGAACAUCUCUCACAAAAUGAAAUCCUUGUUGAUCAUCGGACUGGGCAUGUGCCUGAUGGCCGUUGCUUUCGCGGCUCCAGCUUCCAUUCUACAAACCAUACUGUCGGACAUUACCACAGGCGUUAGCGAUGUCCUUAGUACUCUGCAAGGGCAAAUAUCAACUCUGAACAGCACGGUUAACGGACUGCUUAGUCAACUUGCCAAUGCUCUAUCCAGUGGCAUCUCAUCUGCAAAUACUCCAUUGAACACAGUGCUGUCCAAUGCUCAGGAAGCUCUGCAAAACGCUCUAACCGCUCUGACUAGUAUUGUCACCAAUGGACUAACUCAAGUGUCCUCUAGUCUUACCACAACACUUAAUGCUCAUGCUGCUCAACUGUUGGCCGCUUUAUCCGACUUGAACACCGAACUAACUCAAGUUUUGGUUGCUGGCAAUAGCGUCUCGUUGGAUCUGAUCUACAAACUGGGUAAUGCAACGGCCAAUUUGAAUACGGCCACUGCGGGUGUGGUCUCGCACGUUGACACCGUUCUUGGUACCUUGCUCAACCUGUUGAACCCGUUUACCAAUUUCUUUGGUUAGAAUUCUAGCAUGCUGCCUGAAUGUCAUUUGGAAAUAAAGAACAUAUGUAUCUACUAUAAA
Topomyia yanbarensis is the source of this 686-nucleotide messenger RNA. RefSeq lists its product as uncharacterized. The transcript is spliced from 2 exons. Lineage: Eukaryota; Metazoa; Arthropoda; Insecta; Diptera; Culicidae. Bases 66 to 626 code for a protein of 186 amino acids. The record is from RefSeq and is a predicted model, not a curated record.